AUGGAUAUUUAUAAAGUUUAUCCUCUUGAUGCUGUCUAUGAUUAUCCACAAGAUGUACCAGAAGAGGUAACAAAGCCGUUACUAGAGACAACACGUAAGGGUAAUCUAGCAGCAAUAAGCAGCAGCAGUUAUUCAUUUGUCUCCUUGCUGCAGCACUUCCUUCCUAUCAUGAAGGAAGGAGGAGCAGCAUUAGCUCUCUCUUAUAUUGCUGCACAAAGAGUUGUACCUGGGUAUGGAGGUGGUAUGAAUAGCGCAAAGGCAGCACUAGAAUCUGAUUGUCGUCAACUUAGCUACGAAUUAGGAAGAAAAAAAAGAAUAAAAAUAAAUUGUAUAAGUGCAGGUCCUCUAAGGAGUCGUGCUGCUGCUGCUAUUGGUAAUAUACAACAUAAAUCUUUUAUUGAUCUUGCUAUUGAUUAUUCUAAGGCUAAUGCACCAUUACAACAGGACCUAGAGGCAGAUGAUGUAGGACGUGCUGCUCUUUUCUUAUUAUCUCCUCUUAGUCGUGGUGUAUCAGGAGUAACUCUUUAUGUAGAUAACGGUCUGCAUGCAAUGGGUCAGGCUGUUGAUUCUAAGUCCUUAAUGCCAUAA
Messenger RNA from Eimeria maxima, 588 nucleotides. RefSeq names its product enoyl-acyl carrier reductase, putative. The record is from RefSeq and is a predicted model, not a curated record. Gene Ontology annotation, molecular function: enoyl-[acyl-carrier-protein] reductase (NADH) activity. NCBI's taxonomy places the organism in Eukaryota, Apicomplexa, Conoidasida, Eucoccidiorida, Eimeriidae. Gene Ontology annotation, biological process: fatty acid biosynthetic process. Bases 1 to 588 code for a protein of 195 amino acids. The transcript has 4 exons.